Messenger RNA from Cercospora beticola, 399 nucleotides. Its product is annotated as RlpA-like double-psi beta-barrel domain-containing protein. NCBI's taxonomy places the organism in Eukaryota, Fungi, Ascomycota, Dothideomycetes, Mycosphaerellales, Mycosphaerellaceae. The record is from RefSeq and is a predicted model, not a curated record.
AUGCAGUUGAUUCUCCUAGCUACCCUUGCGGCUUCUGCCCUUGCCUCUCCCAUUGUCGAAAGAGGACCAGCCCACAAUGGAGUCGCCACUUUCUUCUAUCAAAACGGCAACGCAGGCUCCUGCGGCGAGUACCACAAAGACAGCGAUUACAUCGUAGCCAUCAGCGACAAGUCUCCAUUCACUUACAAUGCACACUGCGGUCAAACCGUCACCAUCAAGAACACUGGCGGCGGUGACAACAACUAUGGCGUUGGGAAGACUAUCUCCGCCAAAGUCGUAGACACAUGCCCAACUUGCAACAAGGACCAUCUCGAUUUGUCGACGGGCGCUUUCAAGGCUUUGACUGGUGGUCAGCUUGAUCCUCCAGGACAGUUCAACAUCCAGUGGCACCUUAACUAG